ACUAGAACUGGUCUCGCGGCAGAGCAGGUCAUACGAGGACGGCUGCUGCUGAAAAAUGGCAGAAAAUAAAUUCAUCCUCCACAAAGUCGCUGCUUUGAUUUUAGCAGUUUGCGUCGACCUGUCCUUGUUUUACGCAUCGGGACUGGUAGUGACGCACGGCGUCUUUGGACAUCUUGUCCGUCUCUGGGUUUCUGCGGCUCUCCGGUGUGUGGCACUAACUGCUGUAUGUCUGCUCACAAUCGGACACUUCAGGCCGUUGCUGGUUCGUAUUAUAGCUGCGCACAGUCUGCUCCCCGCGGUGUUUGAGACCGGGACCAAGGCGCUCUACCAUGAGGAGAGCCAGUGCGGCCAGCUGGCGGGUAUGCGCUGCUGGCUGCUGUGCACCGCAGCGUCGCUGGCUGCCGCACUGUUUUGGGAGAUCACCAUCCCGGACACCGACGAAGCGGCCGCCGGUAAAGAGACAAAGCAGAAGGCUAGAGAUCUGUUUAUGAGAGUCCUCCGGCUGUUCAGACCCGACUAUCCCCUGCUGCUGGGAGGGUUUGUGUUCUUGUCCCUGGCUGUUCUCUGUGAGAUGUUCAUCCCGUUCUACACUGGCAGAGUCAUUGACAUCUUGGGUGGUCAGUUCCAGCAGAGUGAAUUUAUAUCUGCACUGCUCUUCAUGGGCCUGUACUCUCUGGGAAGCUCUGUGAGUGCAGGCUGCAGAGGGGGUCUUUUACUUUGUGCCAUCAGUUCCUACACAUGCAGAAUGAAAGUCAAACUAUUCGAGGCUUUGACCAAACAGGAAAUUGGAUUCUUUGAGACCAUAAAGACAGGUGAAAUCACAUCCAGGUUGUCUAAGGACACCACCCUGAUGGGAAGAACAGUGUGCCUGAAUGUCAACGUGCUGCUGAGGACAUUCAUCAAGACGGUGGGUAUGAUCUCCCUGAUGAUGAAUCUGUCAUGGAAGCUGACAUUCCUCGUACUGAUGGAGACACCAAUCACUGGCCUCAUUCAGAACAUCUACGACACACACUACCAGAGGUUGUCCCUGGCGAUGCAGGGCUCACUGGCUUUAGCAAAUGAUGCAGCAAGCGAGGUGGUAUCCAGUAUUCGUGUGGUACGGAGCUUUAACACAGAAAAACAUGAGGCCCGUCGCUAUGACGACCGCUUGAUGGACACACAUGCCCUCAAGACUCGCCGGGACAUAGUCUCGGCUGUUUACCUGCUGGCACGGAGGUUGACAGGGUUGGGCAUGCAGGUCUUCAUGUUGUACUAUGGCAGGCUGUUCAUCCGGAGUGGACAGAUGACCACGGGCAAUCUUGUUUCCUUCAUCCUCUACCAGUCAAACGUUGGAGACAACAUAAGGACGCUCACCUACAUCUUCGGUGACAUGCUGAACUCGGUGGGGGCUGCUGGGAAAGUGUUUGAGUACCUGGACCGGAAACCACAAGUCAGCACAGAGGGGAAGCUCCAACCUGAUCAGCUGAGAGGAUGCGUCACCUUCCACCGUCUCAACUUUGCCUAUCCUGCGAACCCCAACAAAACAGUGCUGAAGGAUUUCUCUUUGGAGCUGAAGCCGGGUCAGAUGACGGCGCUGGUGGGUCCGUCUGGAGAAGGAAAAAGCACCUGUGUGAGUCUGCUGCAGCGAUUCUACGAGCCGCAGGAUGGACGAAUCCUAUUGGACAAUGAACCACUGAAGUCCUAUGACCACCGUUACCUCCACAAGAAGGUCGCAGUGGUGAGCCAGGAUCCCGUUCUCUUCUCUGGCUCCAUCAGAGACAACAUCGCCUACGGGCUUGCUGACUGCUCCUUGGAUGAGAUCCAGGAGGCGGCACGCAAAGCCAACGCCCAUGACUUCAUCAAGCAGCUGGAGAAAGGCUACGAUACGGAGGUGGGUGAGGGAGGCGGCCAGUUAUCCAAGAGCGAGAAGCAGCGGAUCGCCGUUGCUCGAGCUCUGGUCAGACAGCCGAGCGUCCUCAUCCUGGACGAAAUAACCAGCUCUCUGGACACUGAGAGUGAAAACAAGGUCCAGCAGGCGCUGGCCAGUUGUCCCAACCAGACCCUUCUGGUGAUCGCCCACAGGCUGAAGACCAUAGAGAGGGCGGAUCAGAUCGUUGUGAUCAGUGGUGGCAAAGUUGAGGAGCGAGGGACUCACCGGGAGCUGAUGGACAUGAAGGGGAGCUACUACAAACUGGUAGAGAAGCGCUUCACUGAGGGAAACUCGCCGCAGUGACAGACUACUGUCACUGUGCGCAUGAUGUAGCUCGACGUGUGUUGUGACAGAGCUGCUUGUGUUUGACAGCAGGACCAGCAGCAGCUGACCUGAUGCAGGAAUUGAUGUAAAUAUUAAAAUUCAGACUGUUUUGUAUAAAUAGUGAAAAUUAAUUCUCAUUUUUUUUUAGAAGUUCUCUGUAUUUAAAAAAAAGCACCUUCACAACUCUGUCAGUAGUAUUUAUAGUAUUAUUUUGUAUUAUUGAUUAAUCAAAUUAAAUGUAUGAGUGAAUUUGAAUGUAAAUUUUCCAUUUCGUGUUCUUGUAUUUGGUAAAUGUGAAUAAAAGUUUGA
This is a messenger RNA of Seriola dumerili (greater amberjack), 2542 nucleotides long. It is a transcript of the gene tap2a, whose product is annotated as antigen peptide transporter 2-like. The transcript is spliced from 11 exons. Gene Ontology annotation, biological process: transmembrane transport. Gene Ontology annotation, molecular function: ATP hydrolysis activity; ATP binding; ABC-type oligopeptide transporter activity. Gene Ontology annotation, cellular component: membrane. Lineage: Eukaryota; Metazoa; Chordata; Actinopteri; Carangiformes; Carangidae. The record is from RefSeq and is a predicted model, not a curated record. Bases 56 to 2212 code for a protein of 718 amino acids.